This is a messenger RNA of Cladocopium goreaui, 5700 nucleotides long. The record is from the annotation of a GenBank genome assembly. NCBI's taxonomy places the organism in Eukaryota, Dinophyceae, Suessiales, Symbiodiniaceae.
AUGAGGAGAGCUGAUGCUAGGAUGAAACGUGAGGCAUUAGAAAGAGGUGAGAAGGCUUUGGAAGAUAGGACUGUUGGUGAAGGUGAAAUCAAGGUUGAGAGUCAGGAAGAAACUGAGAAACAAACUCCAGCUAAGACACCUAGCCAGGGUUCUGCCAACAAACAGCUUUUGCCACCAACGGAUCCUCCUCCUGAUCCUCCUGCUCUUGGAAAUGGCGGCUCUCCUUCCGAGAUGGAUGAGAAGAAAACGGCCGUCGACAAGGGAGAUGGCACGAUGGUUGGCCCUGGAAUGCCGAAGGUUCUGGAUGUGGCGACUCCAGGAGGAGAGUCGGCGGGAUCGGCUAGCAUGACUGAGUCAGCUAGGCAGUUGUUUGGCCCCCUGUUUUCUGAUGAGCAGUUGAGACAGUUUGCCUUCAUCCAAAGCCAGGCACCAUGGUUGUAUGGGAUUCAGCAGUCAGCAUUCAAUCCUCCUGUUCACCGUCCUGCAUUUCUAGAGCAAGAUGCGUCAAGGGUUUUGCACGGCCAGAUGGAAAAGGAAUUGGAGUUGGUUAGGAUGCAGUCUGCAAAAGAUAAGGAGGACUUCAAAAGGCAGAUUCAAGAACUAGUAGAAGAGAAUCAGCGUUUGAGGUCUAGAUCACAGGCGUUUGAGAAGGGUUCGAAAGAUGAAGAGCCACGUUUUUCAACACCUGAGGAACAGAAUUUGCAUUUGAAGCCAGGAACUGAAGACGAGGAUUCGGCUUGGCUGCAUCGUUGUGAAGUUGAGGAAAGGGAAGAAAAGGAGGCUGCGAGACCCCCAUUCCUCCCUGAGGCUAGUCGAAACGAGAGUAAUGCUGUUACAUCCGGGGACGCCGGACAAGCAUUCUCUCGACAGACUGCCACAUCCGGCAAUGCCGGACAAGCAGUUUCUAGACAGGCUCAAACAGCGUCUGCUGCAGAGCUUGAGACCCCAAAGGAGGCUGCCAGACCCCCACAGAAGGAGCGAGCACCAGAAGCCAAAAAUGCGAGAGGCGCUUCAACGGGUGGAGAUGCUGGCUUGUCAGAGAAAUCAUUGGAGUUCAUGAUGAUCAUGAUGGAGAUGAUGAAAGAUCUUCACAAAAGGGUCACCGAGAACAAAGAGGAGACCGGCAUGAUUAGAGGAGUUGAGGUGGGGAGAACUGGCAUACCUGAUAGGCCAGCUCUUCCGCAGUGGUCUGCGCAUCAAGGGCCAUUGCAACUGGGCGAUUGGCUGUUGACUUUGGAGCCGAUCGUUGCAGACCUUUCGGCGAGCUCCGAGCUUUGGUGGUCGCUGAUGAUCAAAGCCUCUGAACAAUGGUAUCAGCGGCACAUGGCAAUGCUUGAACGCAGGGUGGCUGCGAUGCUGUUGCAGGCCGUGCCAGAGACGGUCAAAGAAGAGUUGGUAUCAGCCAGAAGGCUGAGUGUCUUUGGGAUCCUGACUCAGUUGCUGUUGACGUAUUGCCCGGGAGAGGUGCUGGAGAAACAAACCCUCCUGCGCAACCUUGAGGACCCGGUAGAGGUCGCAUCAAUCAGUGAUGCACCAGCUGCCAUUAGAAAGUGGUUGAGGUGGAAGCUGAGGACGCAGGGGAUUGGAGCAGCGACCCCCGAUCCAGCUAUCCUCUUGAAGGGGUUGAACAAGCUGACGAAGCGGGUGCUUGAGGCGCACAAGGAGCUUCAGUUCCGAGUCAGUUUGGCCAGGAACUCUUUGGGUGUUGACACACGCCCGACCAACGUUUCAGUUGGACAAUUUGCAACUCACCUUUUGGCGGAGAUUGAGCAGGUUGCCUUGUCAGAGAAGCGGGCUGCUGCUGUGACUUCGAAGGUGGAGCCAAAGAUCAAGUCCAUGGAUGCGGAGAAAGGGAAGCAGAAGGAGAAAGAGAAGUCAGGUGAGGAGGAAAGGCCAAAGAUGAAGUGCCGCUUCUACUUGACUGACUCAGGAUGCAGAAGAGGCAAGGAGUGCACUUUUAGCCACGACGUCAAGGAUGAGAAGCGUCGUUGCUACACCUGCGGAAGCACCGAACACCUUGCCCCAGCUUGCACAAGAUCUCGUGGACCUUCUUCAGAAUCCAAUCCCACGAAGCCAAGGGUUGCCGAGGGGGAGGAAAAAGGAGGCCAACAAGGUGCUGAAGUCGUUGUCGAGUUCUACAAGCCAGACAUCACCAGCGUUUGGUCUAUCUCCAGAGGCGAAGACACUGAGCUCUACCUAGUGGUGGAAGUUUCUUUGACCGAUGGUCGUGCAGUGAGGCUGAAGAUGUCUCCUGGCGGUGCCAUGAUUUCGCCAUCAGAGGCGAUUGAACCAAUCAUCCCCAUGGGAAUGCUGUCACAGAAGCUGAAUUGCAGAUCCUUGUCGGCUGAGAGCUUAGCAGUCAAACGCACUGCAGACGAGUUGGCAUCAAGACACGUCCAUAAGUUGACUUCGGACUUGAAACAGCCUUGGCAGAAGGGACCAUUAGCAAGUUUAUUUGCUAGGAGCUUUGCAGGUACCCUGUGCUCAGACUCAGAGUUGUCUCAGGUUUUCAUGGAUGUUUUCUCACCGAAGGCCACAGGAACAAUCUUGAAGAGGGUGACGGGAGCAGCACAUUCUUGCUACAUGACCAAGAGGUUCAGGAAACCUGCACAGGUGCUUAAGGUUGCUGAGAUAGCUGCACUGGAGGACAUAUGUUUGAAUGACCCAGAAUUGCAUCGACGACUGAUUGCUGGACAUUUGCUGUUUUGCUUUGCUGCCGCGGCAAGAUGGCAUGACUCAAUGUAUGUCAUUUCAAUGGAGAUAUCAACAACAGGACCUGUCACCCUUCUUGAAGCCAUGACUUCAAAGCACAAGUCAUCGCGUGGAAAGGAGCAACAAAUGGAGCUUCUGCCAUUUACUGCGCUGGGUCAUGUUACAGCUGAGGACUCAUGGGGGGACAGCUGGAUGAAGUCACGUUAUGCCGCAGACGUUGGAUCUUGGAAUUACUUCCUGAAUUCUUGGUCGGAAAGCGACCACACGUGGAUAGACUCCCGCAUGUCCACAGCAGAGGCAACUGGUUGGCUUCGUGAAUUGUUGGAGCCCCAUGUUGGAGGUGACAGAGCCUCAUCUCUGACAGUGCAUGGAUUGAAGGCUACCUUGUUGAGCUGGGCGGCCAAAAGCACCCUUUUCACAGCGGAUGAGCAAUUGGCAUUGGGACAUCAUGUCAACGCCCAAUACAGGUCUGCCAUGAUCUACUCACGGGACAACCAGAUUGGCUUGUGCAAGAAGGUUCAUGCAAUGUUUGCGCGUAUCAGGGAUGGCACCUUUGACCCAGAUGCGACCAGGGUCAGUCGUUUGUUCCAGCUGGCUUUUGAGACAGCUCUUGAGAGAGAUGGAGGCAGCAGUGACAGCAGCUCCAGUAAUUCAGAGGAUGCAUCCUCUGUGGCCUCGUCAAAUGGAGAGCAGUCAAGCUUGGGUCAGAAGACCACGUACAGACGUUUGGAGGCUGACGACAUUGAAGCUGACCAAUGUUUGAUCAACAAAAGCUCAAAGGUAAUUCACCUGCUGGCCGGAGAGGAUGAGAAAUUCUGGUGUGGCAGGAGCCCCACGGCUUCUUUCAGCAGGGCCUCGAGGGACGAGAUAUCAACACCUGAGGUGGUGGUUUGCGCGAGCUGUUCACAUGCUUACCGUGCUGCGAGGAGAAAAUUGGGGGUGGGGGCGCUACGCAGCGUUGCCGGAGCGAUGUUCCCCGGGCUGAGAGCCGAGAUAAGUGAAAUCUUGGCUCUGGACUUCUGCAAUCUCCAGGUGCUGCACGAAGCCCUGGAUCAGCCCGGAGGUUUGGUAGCUUUGGCUGAAUAUGUGGCAGCAAGGUUGGGCGAAGAACAGUUGAUGAUCGCCCGAGAUCUGCGGCAGUUCAAAGAACACACCGGCCGCGACAUGCAGAGGGAGCGGCGCAUGAUGUGCCGUAGACUGGUGCGGCCGCGUUUGGAAGAGCCAACUGUCUCAGCGGAGGACUUACAGGAGACUUUCAGCAGUUUGCUGAAAAGGGAAGCAGUGCCGAUCCGGCAGGUGCGGAAAACCAGGCUCAGUCAGAACCUUACCCUAGAGGUGGGGAAUCCGCUGCAGGUGGCGGAGGAGGAAAGAGUUAGAUGGGCUUUGAUACUGUCGGAGUACAUCCUCGAAGCGGGAUUACCAGUGGUCUCGAUGAUCCAGGAAACUGAGGACCAGAAGAAAGGGUGGUGCCGUAUAUUUGGCAGUAGGAGAGCAAAAACCCUCAGAAACCGAGCUACCACGUGGAAGCGCUACUACAUCUGGUUGGUCCUCAAUCGGGUCCGGCAUUGGCCGAAGCAACUUGGAGAUGUGACCGAUUAUCUAGAAGGUCGCCUUGAAGAUGGAUGUGGCCCCACCGCUCCUCAAGGAUUGAUGGGUGCUUUGGCAUUGCUGGAAACAGUGGGUCGCGUCGACGACAAGGACAAGCUGUCGAAGGAUCGGACUUUACUGGAUUACGUGAGAAACAUGCAGAUGGAAUUGCAGACAGGUGCGCCUCCGAAGCGACCAGCAAAGCCGUACUUGAUCAGUUCCAUCAUUGGUCUGGAGCUGUUGGUCUGCAGUCCAGAGUACUGCAAUUACACCCGGUUGCUGGGGUGGGUCAUGCUGCUCAUGUGCUGGAUGGUUUUGAGGGCAGAUGAUGUGCAGUGGAUUGAUCCGUCCCGCAUGCACAUGAAUGGGACCUGCGUGAGGAUGAUUCUGCGCAGGACAAAAACCACCGGCCCGGGGAGAAGAGCAGUAGAAGUCCCCGCCUACGUAGCCCGGGAUGCCUCACUCUCCGGAGAAGAUUGGCUGGGCCGAGGUUGGGAGCUCUACCACUCUGAUGUCUUCCAAAGCGACAGGGAUUAUUUUCUGCCGGGACCCAACAGGGAAUGGAGUGGUGGAGCUCGAAAAUACCUUAGCGUUCAAAAUCUGACCAGCUAUAUGGGGUACGCCCUCUCCGUGGUCAAGAAGCCGCUGCGAGGGGGCCACAAUGCCAAGGCCUGGAUGGAAAGCGGGGAACCAUUGAUCUCAGGUGAGCUCACAAAUUUCUGGAGUGGACACAGCGGAAGAUAUUGGCUUCCCACACAUGCCGCUAACAUCGGCAUACCGAAGGAGCAGCGAGAUUACCUUGGGAGGUGGCAGGCGGGAGCACAGGAAUCAAACGCCUACGUGCUGAGCGCCAAACAGAUUGUCACCUCCAUUCAGAGAGACGUCAACAAGGCCAUCUGUGAAGGCCACGUGGAGCUGACAGAGGGUGAGCUCAUUGAGGAGCUGAAAAAGUAUGCAGAAGAGCGCGGAGUCUUCCAGAGAGAUGGUCGUUGGUUCCAUGUGAUGCUCCGGAUGCAAAACCACCGGUAUGGGUUAAGAACUGAGUACCCAACCCUUCAGUCUUUGAUCGAAGAUGACGAGCUGGAGGAGAUGGUGGCUGGCUGGGCGCAGACAGUGCCGCUGGAAGACACGUCGAAGGCCAGAAGUUCCAAAGAGGCCGCUAAAGAGAUGCAGUACUGGAUCUCUACUUCGAGGAGGACAGGUUUCAGGAGGCUCCAUAAGAAGAGCUGCGCUUGUGGAGUCCUCUACUGGACGGUGGCUUCAUACGAUGAAGUUGCUCAGAUCCCCAAAUCGGGGGUAGAUGCCUGGUGCCGAGUAUGCUUUAGAAAAGAAUUGGAUGAGCAGGAGGAAGAAGACUCCAGCUCCUCGGGAAGCUCUACCAGCACUGAAGAGGAGAAGUGA